Molecule: messenger RNA, 3192 nt
Organism: Gastrolobium bilobum
Lineage: Eukaryota; Viridiplantae; Streptophyta; Magnoliopsida; Fabales; Fabaceae
Exons: 6
Coding region: 165-2672 (835 amino acids)
Source: RefSeq, a predicted model, not a curated record
CAAUUUAUUUUUUCCCUCACUUAAUAAUAACGUUAUCUGAUAUACCUGUUCUGAUUGAUCUGUUCAUUAAAGUAUGGUUGUGUUGUGUGACGAAAUCGCUUGAAAUCCAAAUAUGAUAAAUAGCCAUGUAAUCAAAAUUUUCAGUUCAGCGUUAGAUAACAACCAUGUCAAGAGAACCUAACAUAGUGUUCCUUGAAGAAUGGCUAAACACCAUGUGUGGCCAUCCCAAAACUUCUUCAUCAUCAUCAUCAUCAUCAACCACAGCUUCAGCCAUCAUUCAAUCAUGGACCUCUCUUCGAAACUCUCUCCAACAACACCAUCAUCAUCAUAAUCAUCUUCUUCUUCAGCAGCAUCAGCAUCUCAAAACCCUCGUUAAUUCCCAAUCAUCUCUCCACGUGGCAGAUCCUCAAGCAACACUCCUCCUCUCCAUUCUCUCCAACUCUAACAACUCUUCUCUCCCUCGCGAUUCCUAUCCUCUCAUUUUCAGGCUUCUCUACAUUUGGGCCCGAAAAUCCACAAGGCCCAAUCCUUCCAUCAUCGAUUCCACUCUCCAACUUCUCUCUACAAUCUUCUCUUCUUCUCCAAUCCAAAACCAAAACAAUCCAUUCUUCUUCUCCGAAUCAAUUCUCCUUUUGGGUUCAUUCUCUUUCAUACCUUCUUUAUCCCUAAAAACUAAAACGCUUUGUUUGGAAUUGUUCUCUUCACUGUUAACGGGGAAUCGUGAGUUGCUUUGUUCUGUUACGCAACUCGAUCCUCUGCUGCCACGUGUCCUCGCUGGAAUCGGUUAUGCUCUGUCAUCUUCUGUUACUGUUCAUUAUCCAAGGAUAGUGGAUUCCUUGUUUGGAAUUUGGAGCAACGAAAAUGGCACUGUGCUUCAUGGACUCAUGGUUCUUUAUUUGAUUGAUUGGGUUAUGACUAACCUCAUCAAUUUCCGGUUUUUGGAUAAAAUUCGUGUUUUUCUCAAUGAGGGUUUUGAGCAAAGAUAUGCUCAAUUUGCUGUUUUCAUGGCUUCGGUUGGGGUUUUAAGAGCUGCGAAUAGAUUUUCAUCGAUGAAAUUGGAUGUUGUUAGUGAAAUGAAGACUUGUGCUGUUGUUUGGAUGGAAGGUUUAGUUAGUGAUUUGGUUUCUAGGACUAUGAGGUUUGGUGGUUCACAAUAUAGGCUUUUGCUUCAGUGUGUUGCGUUGGCAUUGGCUCGAACUGGAACCGGAACUGGAACUGGUUCGGUUUCGGGUCAUUCCUCUUUGCUUGUUUGUCUUGCUCUUGCAUUGUUGAAUGAAGUGUUUCCAUUGCGACGAUUGUAUGAAUUGGUGCUUGAAUUGUGUUCUUCUUCGGGUGGAUUGAAGCUUAAUGAGAUAAAAGAACAUGUAGAUAGUGUACUCUUCAAGGAAGCGGGCGCGGUGACGGGGGUUUUCUGCAAUCAGUAUGUUUUGGCAGAUGAAGAGAGUAAGCGUGUGGUGGAGAAUCUUAUGUGGGGAUACUGUAGGGAUAUCUACUUUGGACACAGGCAAGUGGCUAUGCUUCUUAAAGGCAAGGAGGAUGCGUUGCUUGAGGGUUUGGAGAAAAUCGCGGAAUCUGCUUUCCUUAUGGUUGUUGUCUUUGCAUUGGCCGUGGCAAAGCACAAGUUGAACUCCAAAUUUGGUCAAGAAAUAGAGAUGGAGGUCUCGUUGGAGAUACUAGUAUCGUUUUCUUGUGUGGAAUAUUUUCGCCGUGUCCGAUUGCCGGAGUAUAUGGAUACCAUUCGCAAGGUAGUUGCUAGUGUUAACAAGAAUGAGCAUGCUUGUACCUGUUUUAUGAACUCCAUGCCCUCUUAUGUUGACUUGACAAAUGGUCCCUCGGGUAUGAUUCCAUAUUGUCUUCUAGACCAGAAAACCAAAUACUUAUGGUCCAAGGAUGAAGUGCAAACAGCUCGCAUUUUAUUUUACCUACGAGUCAUUCCAACUUUUAUUGAGUGCUUGCCCAGCCAUGUAUUCAGAAACAUGGUAGCUCCAACUAUGUUCUUAUAUAUGGAGCACCUGAAUGGAAAAGUAGCCCGAGCCUCUCAUUCUGUGUUCGUGGCAUUUAUGUCUAUGGGGAAGGAAUCUGAAAAGAAUGAUAAAGUGUCGUUGAAGGAGCAGCUUGUUUUCCAUUACAUACAAAGAUCCUUAUUGGGAUAUCCUGGCAUUACUCCUUUUGAGGGUAUGGCUUCUGGGGUUGUAGGAAUUGUCCAGCAUCUUCCUGCUGGAAGCCCUGCCAUUUUUUAUUGCAUUCACAGUCUUGUUGAGAAAACCAAUCAGCUCUGUUCUCAAGUCUUCACCCACGAGGCCGAUGCAUGGAAGAAGUGGCAAGGAGAGCCGGAACCAAGCAAGAAAUUAAUGGACUUGCUUUUACGCCUGGUUUUCCUUGUUGAUAUACAAGUCUUGCCCAACUUGAUGAAACUGUUGGCACAGCUGAUUACUACGUUACCUCAGGAUGCACAAAACAUAGUUCUUAAUGAGUUAUAUUCACAAGUGGCAGAUUCAGAUGAUGUCAUCCGCAAACCCACAUUGGUUUCAUGGCUGCAAUCACUAUCUUACCUUUGCACAAAGACUUCAAAUCAAAAUGGUGCCUCCAAAAAUAAUAAAAGUGAAGAUAAUCUGACUUCAGCUUAUAUUGCAGAUCCAUUAAGUGGUGGAAGAUUAACUGCACAACUUUGAGAGAUUCAGAUGUCUGUAGCAGUUAAGAAGAUUUUGUAUGCUGCUGCUGAUGCAAAGAAAUCAGCAUUAGAUGAAGGCAUGCAGCUCGGGAUCACCUUAACCCAACCAUGAGUGCUGUUGAAGCUGAAACAGAAACUGAAGCCUGAACUCCCAAACGUAGCUCCUGGCUGGUAUGCGUCAGAUAUUUGCUGGGGUCCUUGUUAAACAAGCUCAGUGCCGUCUAUGAUGAGAGACUGGUAAUCCUUCCCCGUGCCAUGGCCAUAAAGUGCCAUUUAAUGUCAUAGUUGUAGCUGUAUGGUGCUUUUUUUUUUUUUUUUUUUGUAAGCUUGGAUGGAUAAUCAGAGGAUGUUCUGGUUGAUCUUUCCAAUAAAUAGAGCUCAUCUCAGCGUCCUUCUCAUCUAUUCAAAAAGAGUUGUUCUAAUGAAUGUUGCUUUAGAAAUGGAUGUGGUUAGCCACUGUAUUUAGUAUAUAUUAGAGCCUCUCUGCUAUAUGAAAUUAGCUGCCAAGCAUUCUGUAUAUU